AUGGCGAACAGGGAGAGCGAUGCUCAAGAAUAUCUAAAGAAACACAAGAUAAUGGAAUUAUUUGAGAACUUAACAGCGCAAUUGAUCUACGAAAGACCAGGUAAGAAAUUCAAAAAGCGAUUUCUCGUUGUGGUGAGAGCCUUGUAUUGUUGUUCAUCAUAGCAUCAGUUUUGAUUGACAGCUAGUUGAUUUUGUUCUUGCACUUCCCUUCAUAGAGGAUCCAAAAGCGUACAUGAAACAAUUUUUGGAAAAACUAAAAGAUGCGAGAACAGUGCAAAGAAACUACCCGUGCAUAUUCGACGACAGCAAUGUUAGGUCAUUGUUUGGAAUGCUUGAUGUCACAGGAAAAGGAUUCAUAACCUAUGAACAGUACAAACAAGGUGAUGUGACUAAUGUGUGCAGGGCCCUUUACAGCGCUACCUCACAAACAUUUAACCAUCGGUUGUGUUUUUUGCUUCCAUCAAUCAUAAUGGAAUAUUCAGGAAACAAAGGUUUUCAUCAAUGGACUCGAAAGGUCAAAUCUGUGGACUGUAUACUUACUUGUCUGGGGGGUGAAUUGUCUGACAUUUCUUUGAUAAUGUUAUAAAACAAUUAGUUCAUGCGUCAGCAUGCGUAUGUCGAGAUAUUGAGCAUGCUGGAAGUUUGGAAAGCACGAAAGAGGCGACUCUUGAUUGCUUUCCAAACUUCCCAAGUGCUCUAUAUCUCGACAUACGGACAGCUGAAGCAUGAACUGAUAUUAUUGUUUUAAAACAUUGUCAAAGGAAUGUCAGACAAUUCAUGCCCCAGACAAUUUGCCCCCAACAACUAGCCCCGAGUAUACAGUAUCACCUGAGUUAAAUAUCUUCGAAUCGCUCGUUUAGUAAAUGAACUGUCUUCAACCCCUUUCUAAAUGUCUAGUUGUCUGAGUGGCUCCCGCCCCUUGAAAUUCUAAAUAAGUUCACAAUUCGAAUCCACUUAAUGCAUGCAGGGAUGUGUAGUCCAAGAGACACCAGUCCCAUGAAAAACAAAUUGUUAUGUUAAACGUAAUCUACAAAGUGGAACUUAAGUCCAUAAUGUGGAGGCUAGUUGUCGGGGGCUUACUGGGGGGCAAAUUGUCCGGAUACCUAUCAAUGCAGCAGUUACCUUAUAGCGUGUACUCAAAGCACACACAUCAAUGUCUAUGUGACUAUAUUUUGUUACCUCAUAGUUAUAUUUUUGUCUUGAACCUGAGAGAAAGUUUAAUCAAGUUGCUUAAAGAUUUUAGAUGCAAAAAGAUUUUUUUGCCAAAAGAUUUUAAAAUCCAUAUUGAGGUGCCGGAAAACUAUUAAUUCACCAAAAAAUUCUUUUUGAAAGAAAUAACUUUGCAAGGAAUGAUUUCCACCCACCAUAGCCCACACAGCUUGCCAAAUAACAACAUCAUCAACACUCACCUCUUUUCCCUAGCAAAUUCAAAAGUUUUUUCUUGAGUUUACGUUAUAAAACACAUGGUUAAUGCUUUAUCAUGUACUGUUGAGUUAUGGAUACACUUGGGAGACGUCUUGGGAGGAUUGCUACGCUCACAAGAACUCGAGAUAAAUUAUAGUUUACUGACGUCAUCAGCAUACUCAAUGGGAAUAUGAAGCACGCUCAUGCUAUUGAAUGUUAUAAAGGGUUGUAGUUAGAAUUUGAAAAGAUGGAAGAAUAUAUUCAAUAGGUAGAAUUAGUAUGCAAAGCCCCAAUGGGCACAACAUUCUAGGGGGGUUUGGGGUAUGCCCCCCAGGAAAAUUUUCAACAUUGUGAAAGCUCAGAGAUGCAAUUUGGUAUUUGCAUUAAAGAGAGAAAUUAUUACUUUAACCCCAAGGGCAUUAUAUACUGCUUUGAUGCAAAGUAUAAAAAAAUUGUGUUUUUUAAAGCAGUGAAAGCUUAGUAAAUCAUUUGAAUUCUGAUAAUCAGCUCUUGCUCACUGGAUAUAGAGUGCUUGAUUUUGCUUUCAGUCUUUCAGAGAACAAGUGAGUUACUAACAUAAUUUAGCAAGUUGAAUAUUUAAUAAGUGAUUUAACAUUUGGAAGGGGGAAUGGGUGGGCUGGGGCUUGGGUGGGAUGCAAUCCGAGUGUCUAUGAAACUCUUUUGUUUUCUUGACAAUAAUUAUAUCAACACUUACUACUAUGUUGCCUCAGAGAUUCCCAUUGUAAGGCUUUCAGUGAUGGUUCAUUAAUAAUAUUUUUUGCUCUAAACAGGUCUUGAGACACUAGGGAUUAAAAAAUAUGACAACGAUCCUCCAGGUGGAGACAUGGAUAGGAUAAGUUCUGAAGCAUUUUUAAAAGAAGCGUAAGUGGAGUGUUUUAUUCUUUGGAAUAAUGACAGUCAGACUGGUUUGAUUUUUUUUUGUGUGUGACCAUUUGCUUUUUAUAUUACCUAUUAGUUUUACAGCAAGACAUUUAAGGGAAUUAAUAACCAUAAGGUUCUGUUUUGGUUUAAAAUUUUCAAACUAAAAAUAAAAUAACAAAAUGUCUCUUACAGGCUGCUAACCAUCACAAUAGAGAAAUUGUCAACAUUAAUGUUGACCCUGUCCUCAUGCUACAGAUACUAAUACCUGAAUAAUUCCAGUUAUAUUAUAAUAAAUUGAAUGACCAACAGUUCCCCCAAAUACUUCUGUCAAUAACAAUAUCAAAAUUACAGCUGCAAUCACUGAUCAAGUAGGAAAUGGUAGUGAUGAGGCAAUUCAAUGAAUUACUAUAUUUCAAUAAAAUGAUGUUCUCACAUUAUUGUUUGUAUUUUACUCUUGUUGUUCUUUUGUUUUCUUUUCAGGCGUCAGGGUCUUGCUCAAGCAUCAGCAACAUUUGCUUUGUAAAUAUUUAUAUAACCACAUUGUGUCAUAUUUAGAGGUGAUAGUCUGUUACAUAGAAGAGGAUAUGUUAUUUUACUUGUGCAUGUUAGUACAAUAUUGUGUAUAGCUAUACUGCUG
Messenger RNA from Porites evermanni, 2923 nucleotides. The record is from the annotation of a GenBank genome assembly. Lineage: Eukaryota; Metazoa; Cnidaria; Anthozoa; Scleractinia; Poritidae.